This is a messenger RNA of Lates calcarifer (barramundi perch), 5566 nucleotides long. It is a transcript of the gene rps6ka4, whose product is annotated as ribosomal protein S6 kinase, polypeptide 4. Gene Ontology annotation, biological process: intracellular signal transduction; protein phosphorylation; regulation of DNA-templated transcription. The record is from RefSeq and is a predicted model, not a curated record. The transcript is spliced from 18 exons. Gene Ontology annotation, molecular function: protein serine/threonine kinase activity; ATP binding; magnesium ion binding. Bases 947 to 3301 code for a protein of 784 amino acids. NCBI's taxonomy places the organism in Eukaryota, Metazoa, Chordata, Actinopteri, Centropomidae.
AGGGCUCACGUGACUGACCGUCGCCCAGGUUGUGUCGAAAGCAUCCUGGUGUUAGCAGCUAGCUAGCCACUGACAAUAAAUACUAAGUGAGGUGUAAAUAUUUUCACCAUGGGCGAAUUAUUAACUCGGCUCUAGUGGAGACACAGAAGACAAGGAACUACCAUAACUGUCCUUUUCCAACAUGGUCUGACAGCCGGUAUCUGAAGAGGCCAGUUAACACAGCGAAGUAAUCAUUAGCCUUAGCCAACGUUCAAACUUUGACGGGCAACAGCAGCAAUUCGUUAGCUAGCUGCUAGUUGGCAAAUUUAUUACUACUAUACCAGCUAGCUAGGUGACAUGUCUUGUUAUUGUAGCAAUUGUUGUAACUAACUAGCGUCGUAGCCGUUCACACACAGAUAAAUGUCGCGUUAAUUUGACAAGCCGUACAUGUAAAAUUAGCGUUAACGUUAUUACUAAGUAACGUCUGCCAACUUAUGAAUAAUGACUAACGCUACUGUUAGGCAGCUAAUGCUAACGUUAGCGACUAAAACUGUGUAAGUUAGACGUAAACUGUAACUUGCGUACACAGUGAAUCAAAAUCAAUAUUGAUAAUCUUUGUCUGAGCUAAUAGUGUAAUAGAGCGAUCAGCUAGUGAACAUCUGGAAUCUGAACAGCAGCACGUCUGUGUUUUCUGAUUGAUUUCGGCCAAUCACAUGAGAUAAAUAAUGCGAAACACCAGGAUGUCAACGGCGUGGGGAUUAACGUUAGGGCAGCAGUAUUGUCUAGAAAACACAGCUGUCCGGUCAUCUCUAUAAUCCUUGUAUUUUGCACAAUGCAACCACAGUAGAUUUUUUUUUUAAUUGCUGAGCGCGUGGUAUUACAUUUUGUACAAACGAAAACAUUUGAAUACCCAGUUCAUCUUAUACAGUCUGUAUAGACUAAAGUCUAUAUACAACUUCUUUGAGUUAUGCCUGGGGACGCAUCUGAUAGUAGUGAUGACUCCGAUGCAAAAUCAAAUGAAAAGGCCUGCACCGUCAAGCAUCAGAUCACCAAUGCUAACCUCACAGGUCACACUGAGAGGGUUGGCAUGGAGAACUUUGAGCUGCUCAAAGUCUUGGGCACUGGAGCUUAUGGAAAAGUCUUUUUGGUAAGGAAGAACAGUGGCCAUGAUGCUGGCCAGCUAUAUGCCAUGAAGGUGUUAAAGAAAGCAGCUAUUGUUCAAAAGGCAAAGACAACAGAACAUACCCGCACUGAGAGGCAGGUGCUCGAGCACAUCCGCCAGUCUCCCUUCCUUGUCACGCUCCACUAUGCCUUUCAGACGCAGAGCAAGCUACAUCUCAUCCUGGACUAUGUGAGCGGUGGGGAGAUGUUCACUCAUUUGUACCAGCGCGAUCACUUUCCUGAGGAGGCGGUGCGGAUUUAUAUUGGAGAAAUAAUCCUGGCUCUGGAGCACCUGCACAAGCUUGGGAUCGUUUACCGAGACAUCAAAUUGGAAAACAUCCUUCUGGACAGUGAAGGUCAUGUGGUAUUGACAGAUUUUGGGCUCAGCAAAGAGUUUCUAGAAGAAGAGAAGGAGAGGACCUAUUCUUUCUGUGGCACCAUUGAGUACAUGGCGCCUGAAAUCAUCAGGGGGAAGGCGGGGCAUGGCAAGUCAGUAGAUUGGUGGAGUCUUGGGAUCCUGAUGUUUGAGCUGCUGACAGGAGCAUCUCCUUUUACCCUAGAGGGAGAGAGGAACUCCCAAAGCGAGGUGUCAAAACGUAUUUUGCGCUGUGACCCACCAUUCCCCGCUAUGAUUGGACCAACUGCUCAGGACCUGCUGAGGAAAUUGUUGGUGAAAGAUCCUCACAAGAGACUGGGCUCAGGACCGCGAGGGGCUGAAGACAUCAAAGCACAUCCCUUCUUCAAGGGUCUGAACUGGGCUGACUUGGCACAAAAGAAGGUGUCAAGUCCAUUCAAACCAGAGCUGAAGAGUGAACUGGAUGUGGGAAACUUUGCUGAAGAGUUCACUGGGAUGGAUCCUGUCUACUCUCCAGCGAGCACACCUCCAAGCACAGACCGCCUGUUCCAGGGUUACUCCUUUAUUGCUCCUUCCAUCCUGUUCAACAAGAAUGCCGUCAUGGGAGACUUUGUAGAAGCCCAGAUUGGUGCCGAUCGACCAGGUUCGGCUUCUGUUCAACGCAGUGCAAUGUUAGAGGAAUCACAGUUUUUUCACCACUAUGAGCUGUGUCUCCAUGGGCCACCGCUCGGUGAGGGCAGCUUCUCUGUGUGCAGAAAAUGCAGACACAAGCAAAGUGGCCAUGACUAUGCAGUCAAGAUCGUGAGCCGCAGAAUGGAAGCAAACACUCAGAGGGAGAUUGCUGCAUUGAGGCAAUGUGAAACUCACCCCAACAUCGUCAAGCUGCACGAUGUCUAUACUGAUCAGUACCACACGUAUCUAGUGAUGGAGCUCCUGCGAGGUGGGGAGUUGCUUGAGAGGAUCAAGAGGAAGAAACUGUUUGGCGAGGCGGAGGCCAGUCAGCUGUUACAGAGCCUGGUCUCAGCUGUCAGCUUCAUGCACGAGGCUGGAGUUGUGCACAGAGACCUCAAACCAGAGAACGUGCUGUUUGCUGAUGAGGGGGAGGACUCCGUGCUGAAAGUAAUAGAUUUUGGAUUUGCCCGCCUGUGCCCUGCAGGCAGUGCCCCCCUGCAGACUCCCUGCUUCACACUGCAGUAUGCUGCACCUGAACUUUUUGAGAGUGCAGGAUACGACAAGGCCUGUGACCUCUGGAGUCUUGGGGUCAUCCUGUACACCAUGCUGUCAGGCCAGGUGCCAUUUCAGAGUGAGCAACGUGGAAUGACAUCAUCAUAUGCUGCAGACAUCAUGCAAAAGAUAAAAGAGGGUGAUUUCUCACUGGAUGGAGAGGCGUGGAAGGGUGUAUCAGAGGAUGCCAAAGAGCUUGUUAAAGGCCUACUAACAGUGGAUCCAGAGAGGCGUCUGAAACUCUCCGAUCUCAAAGAGAACAGCUGGCUGCAGGGUGGAGCAUCCAUGUCCACCACUCCGCUAUGUACUCCAGAUGUGCUGGAGUCCAGUGGGCCUACUGUUCGCACCUAUGUCAAUGCUACCUACAAGGCUUUCAAUCGAGGUAAGAGAGAGGGCUUCUUUCUGAAAAGUGUCGACAAUGCUCCGCUUGCAAAACGACGGAAGCUAAAGAUGACUAGCACAGGUGUAGAGACCCGUUGGAGUUCAUCCUCUUCCUCCUCCUCUUCUUCCACUUCCUCCUCUGCCUCUGCAACCGCAUCCAAAGCACAGCCAAAACAAACUGUGACCCCAAAGCAGAGCUAGCCUAAAUGGCAGGAGAGAGAACAGCUGGGAAAUGAAGCAGCGUGUGCUUAUACUGGCAACAUGAAGUCCUGCAGUGGUGAUAGGGUCACUCAUUUUGAGAAAACAUUCUGACAAACCAAAAGACUGGUUUAGGUUAGUAUUAACUUUUCAGUAUAAAAUGAAAUUCCACUCUUUAGCAGUAAUACAUUGUCAUGCCAUAUUUUUCCCAAAACCAAACAUAUAUUUUCCACAAGUGGAUGGAAGAGAAAAUGGUAGAGGUCUAGUUUGGUAUUAAGAUGUACAGAAAUCUGUGGCCUUUAGACAAAUUAAUUUUCAGUAUUCACUCACCAUAAUGUGGUGACAUCACACUAAAAGUAAAAAGGAGACAUUUACCUAUUUUCACUGUGGGUAAGAAACAGUGCCUGGCUAUAUAGGGUUAAAGGGAAAAAGGAGCCAUAAAUGAGCAGAAGCCAUAUAUACAGCAAAGCAGUCAGUAUAUGAAUUGAGCCGCGGUGAAAAAAAUUGCACAUAGCAAAUAAACAGUCCUUCCGGGAAUUUGCAAAUUGAUUGAUUGAUUGUAUCCAACUAUUAUUAACUUUGCCACACGUAUAAUGAUUGGCAAAGAACGGGAAGAGUGAUGUAGACAGUCAGUCCAGUAAAAAUAGCAGUUUUGUAAAAACUAUAGAUUUUUUUUUUUUCUUCAUUUGUUUAAGUUGGGCAAAAAUAAAGCUGUUUGCACAGUUUGCAGAGAAUGUAAAUGCUCAAAUGGUCAAAAGACAAAGCAAAUUUCUGGAAGGACUGAGCACAGAGGGAAACGCUUGUGAUCUAUAUAACCUUAGAGAUUGUGUAGGAUGCAUAAUGCUGUAGUCGACAUCUUCUCCAUUUGAUACAGUUUUAACUGUGUGAUGAUCUUUUAGUCCAAAGGGCACUGUCUUUACAAAGCAGUUACACCUCCAAUACACUACCAACCCUACAGAUCCCAUUGAACACAGUGUGGAGCGCAUGUUUUGAUAGAUGGCUCUGAGGAAGUGUUAUCAUAAACAAUCAGUUUGACUUGAAGUGGUCACAGUACUAACCAAGUGUCCAACAGUAGCACCUGUAAAAACAGAUGGAGACACAGAAGCGGUUGUAACAUACAGUGUGAUUUUCUCAUCAUACUUUGCUGUAAAUUACUUGCAUCAUUGUGCUGGUCUGAAAAUGUCUAGCAUGCUAAUCUGUUGUGAUGAUGAAUUAUGAGAAUGUUUUUUCUAUAUUUUGAGUAUCUUGGGCUUACUGAGGAAAUGUCAUCCAUAAUGUUUUAUAUGCUACCAAGUGCAGCUUGAGUGUUUGCACGCAGACUGGAGUAAAAUCCAUUUUGGUGAUUUUGAGUGUACACUGCCUUGGGCUUGUGAAUUUUAAAAGGGUAUUACAGUUCUCUGUUUGUCCCAUCAGACCAGCGCCAUAUGCGGCCACCACAGAUAGCAUCUUAUUUGAUACAGUGAAAUAUUUUUGCCUGAUGAUUAAGCUCAGCUUGUUGUUACCUGGGCUGCAAAGGUCACCCAUUUGUUUUUUUACAGAGGUGGUUUUAACACAUUGUAUGGCUUUGAAAUUCAAAUUAUGUCACAGAAUGAGACACUUAAUCGUGACUUUAAAAUGGCUCUUUUAAGACCUUCCUGGGACGUCUGUUGUGUAAAUACUCAUCCUUGAUUUAGAGCAAAAAAAUGAUGUCUGUAAUGAUUUAAAAUUGACAGCUGUUUUAAUGGUAUAUCAUUCUCCUGAUGUAAUUAUGUUUUUAUUUGACUUUUUUUUUACAUGUUGCACAGUCAGUUGAUCAAUUAAACACAUUUCAGCUUUAAAGGUGCUUUUACUGAUAUUUAUUACAUGUAAUUGAUUUUAAUGCUGUGGUAAUGGGAUUAUGAUAAUUUGGCUCCUGUUGUGUACCAGCACCGUGUGUGUGUGUGUGGCUGUGUGAGAGCAUGAGUGGCACUGGGAGAUUGGUUGUACUUAUAUUUCUCUACCAGAUGAAGCAUAAUUGCAAGUUACUGUAUUAUUUCCUUGUUGUUUGCCGCCUUUGUCUGUUUAGAGGUAACUGGUUAUUUGUGUUUGAACAUUGAAUUUUUACUUAUGAAACUGUGCUUUUAUUGGUGUUGAUAUUCUUUUGAUGUAGUAAAUGAUAUUUUUCUCUUUCUUUUGUUGAGCAUUACUAUUUUACUGAGAUGCACUGUCAACUGAUGUCGUAACUGGGAAUUUAUCUUUUGCACCAAGAUUUUUUUGGUCGGUGCAAAAUAAACAUUACUUUUAAAUAGA